Drosophila virilis is the source of this 3952-nucleotide messenger RNA. RefSeq names its product protein giant. Lineage: Eukaryota; Metazoa; Arthropoda; Insecta; Diptera; Drosophilidae. The record is from RefSeq and is a predicted model, not a curated record.
UCUGCUGACUGGUCACUCUGAACACAUUUACAUUAGUUUUUUGUUUAUGUUGGGAAGUCGUCGGAAAAUUCGGCUGUUUUCUGUGUGCCGCAAUGAAAAGCUGCUAAAAAGCUAAAUAUAAAAAUCAGCGCAGUGCGCGGCCGUCUAUCGGUGCAUUGUUUUGUAAGUGCAGUCAGUAGGCAGCAGCAGCAGCAGCAGUCGUUGAGAAAAAAUUAUGUGAAGCAGAAACGCAGUUUUUGUUUGUGUAUGUGUAUGUACAUUGUGUUUUGUAUGUGUAUUGUGCAAUGAAACUGGAAAACCAUUAUUAUAAAUGAAAACGCGUGAAAUGUACAACGACCAACUCCUCCCACUUGUACGUGUGCUAGUGCGGGGUGCGCACUGAAGGGUGUUUGAGUGUCUGUGCCUGUGCCUGUGCCUGUCGUGUGUGUGUGUUAGUGCGUGCACGAUAAGACUUGUAUUUGUAGACAAUAUAUAAAUGUAUAUUUAUAUAUAUGCAUGUUAAAUGUCAAAGAAGGCGACGCGUAAUAUGCACACACAUUAAUAACGGCAAAAGGUCAAAAGUUAAGCUCUAAACAGGACUCCAGGCAUCGUAGUGCUUUAAGACAGCGGCAGAGAGCAAGAAUGGGCGAAUGUUAGUGUGAGUGCACACAAAAUAGGAACAAAGAGAAGAGCAAGAAAAACGUCACAGAAGCGGGGCAAUAGACGAACGCAGCGGACAGCAGCAAGGGGAGGGCGAAACAAAAGACUGCUAAAAGCUAACAAACAGCAAAUAACGACAACAAUAAAUAACAACAACACCAAUAACAAACAAAAAUGUCGGCAGCGGAGCUGGAGGCUGAAAGCUCCGAACAGGAGCAGCACCCGCAACAACAACAACAAACCCAACAACAACAGCAAAACGAACACACAAGCAACAACAUCAGCACUGCCAAUGAUGCUGAAGCCAAUCCGUAUAGCGCGGAGCUAGACGAAACCAUUGAGACUAUGACAUCAAGCAACAGCUACAACAUUAAUGUGGAGCAACAUCUGCAGCUUAAUAAUAUCCAGCAGCAUGCACAAAUGCACCAACAACAACAUCAGCAACAGCAUCAGCAACAUCAACAACAACAGCAGCAGCAACAACAACAACAACUAGAUCAACAGGGCGACUUGGGCCUUGGACUGACCAUGAUGCAAUCCUCUCCACCACCGCACAGCUAUCGACACUCGCGCGCCUACCGGCACUUUAAGAACCCGCCACAGCCACACAUGUGCAUACGCACUACUACAGAAACCGGCGAGGAGUUAUUCAUAAAUGUGCUCAGCUGGACACGUAUUGUAAUACCACAAGAGCCCAGUGAUCCCAUACCUUUGUAUGGAGGCAUGCGCGUGCCGCCUGGCAGUCCGCGCAGUCCACCCAUUGUCUUCGCUGUUAUGGCCAAUCCAGAGGUGCUCAAAGAUUCUGGUCGCCAUAGCAAGGAUCCGGAAGAACGGCGCGCUAUGGUGGAGCUAAUGUGCGACUUUGUGGAGGCUAUGAAUCCCGGCGUGAAACUAGUCAGAAACGCCGUCAUACUCAAGGAUCGUGACAUUUCGGGCGAGCUUAAAGACGUCUGGAAUGCUGUGCAGGCGCAGCGAGAUCGUGAGCGCGAGGAGCAAAUGAUGCAGCAACGCCAACAGCAGCACUACCAGAACAUCACUACACAACAAAUGUUUCCCAAGUCGCCGGAUGCGGCGCGUGCCGGCAGCUCAGCACAGUCAAAUGCUGCCGAGAUUGGCUUGCCGCCAGCAUACAAUGCCGAUCUUAUGGCGGCGGAUCAUGGCAAUGGCAUAACAUUAGCCGUAUUUGCUCAGCAGCUGGAUAACAAGGUGGCCAGCGAGCAGCUGGAGGAGCAGCAUCAGCCAGAACAACUGAGUGGCAUUGAUGCAGCGCCCGGCGAAGCCUGCACCGAUCAAACGGAUGCGGGUGGCGUUAUUAAUGGCAUCAGCGGCUCGCCGCCUGCUGUGGAGAAUCUGUCAACGCCAGAGCAGCCCACACAAGAGCCAGAGAGCAAAUCAGCUGCUUCCACUGCCAGCAACGGCACAAGUACGCCCACAAAUACAGCAGCAGCGCCCACGCCAGUCGCUUCUGCCCAGCCCACACCCACACCUCCUGCAGCUGCAGCAACGCCCGCACCAGCAGCGCCGGUCAAGAAGGAGAAGCUAGGCGGCUUCUUGCCGAACGGUUGCAUUUUCCCGCGUUUCAAAAACAACAAACACAAGGACAAGGACGGCAAUCACAAGGAGAGCAAGAGCAAAGAGAAAACGCUGCUCAAUGCGCUCAAGAAGAGCAAGGAAAAGAAAGUGGCGCCCAGCGAGCAAACGCCCAGUGACAAAACGGCCAUCAGCGCUGAUAAUGGCACCUCACAGUAUGAAAAGAACUGCAUCAAUAAUCUUGAGUGCGAAGUGCAAAAGCUCGAUCUGAAUAGCAGCAACAACGACAACAACAUGUUCAUUAAGCUGAAAGUGGCGCCCAGUGCAACGUCGGCAGCGGCUGCCGUCGCCAAGUAGUUGAGUAUAAAUGAUAACAAUGAUAACAACAACAACAACAACAACAACAACUUUGGUAAGUAGGGAGAGUAGAGAAUAACGGAAGAGUUAAGUAUAACAAGCAAGAAUGUAAGAGAGUAACGAGUAGACAGAGAAAACUACCCAAAACUAGCACUUCACUAGCACCUAGGCAUAUACAUAGAGUCGUGGACGUUUAGCAUAUACAAGAUUUCCACACAUAUAUAUAUCUAUAUAUAUAUAUAUGUAUACAAAUCUAAUAUAUAUACAAGUACAUAUAUAUACAAUAUAUACAGUUGUAUCAGUCAAUUUUUGAACGCAAAUCGACAGACUCUCGAAAGUAAUAAUAUCAGAAAGGACAAAAGAAAAAACCCUGUGCCAUGUUCCCAUUCAUACUUACAUACAUACAUGCAUACAUAUACAAGUACAUAUACAUAUACAAUACAGUGUAUACUGCGUAUAAUGCCCAAUUGUCUGGGCAUUGUCGUCAAUAGUCUUUCCAGAAUUCUUCCCCGGCAUACGUAAAUUUAAAACAAAAAAUUAAAAAUACAAAAAAAUCAAGUAUUUAUAUAGUUCAAUAUUUGUAUGUUUCGCAUACAGUGUUUGCCUUAUAUACAAAUCCAAAAAGAAAAAAGAGAGAGACAAAAAAAAAAAUGAGAGAAAGUUGAAAACAAAAACAAAUCUUAAAAUAGGUCAAUCGUCAAGAAACUCAUGCGCCAAAUUGUCAUCAGACCACAUUGAACUCUGCACUGGACACUGCACACUAACCUCCCCUGCCCCAUCUGGUAACUAGACUAGCUCGCACACACUACAAUUAGUCACAUCAGCUAAUGUAUUGAAUGUCAGAGAUAUAACCCGCAUCGCUAAAGCAAAAAAAAAAAAAAAAGUAUUACGAAUUUUUCCUGUAACACGCUCAAAAUGAUCUCCACGUUUUUGAAGUUGAACUCGAGAGUGGACGACGCAGGCUCUAUCAAGUACCUUCUGUGCCAAUGCCAAUUGGCAUAACUAUGAGACGCUAUUUUUUUGUUUGUUUAUUUUUAUUUUUAUGCUCUAUCUAUAUUUGAUGUUUUCGUUUCCCAAUAACAAUAACUUUAGUUAUUAAUAAACAGUUCCAAAUUACUUGAGUAAUGCAAAAACAAUGACCUGAACAUGUACUUAGCUUAUCAUAAUAAUUAUAUGAUAAAAGAGCUCCUAUGAUAUGCACUCGAAUCGUAUACGUGCUAACUGGCUAUAUUCUCGAAAAGCAUAAAUAUUCUAUUAGUUAGUUAUUGUAUUGUUUAUCUACUUUUAUUUUGUUUUGUUUUAUAACUUAGUCACACGUCGUUCCCAGUAAACGAGUCAAAGAUCAACUUCAAAACGCAACCAUUUACGAAUAUGCCGACAAAUUCGAUAGAAUCAUUCACAUUAACUGAUUAGAAAGAACUUAACA